Molecule: messenger RNA, 1098 nt
Organism: Cucurbita pepo subsp. pepo (vegetable marrow)
Lineage: Eukaryota; Viridiplantae; Streptophyta; Magnoliopsida; Cucurbitales; Cucurbitaceae
Product: RPM1-interacting protein 4
Cellular component (GO): plasma membrane
Source: RefSeq, a predicted model, not a curated record
UCUCUCUCUCUCUCUGUCUCUCUCUCUCUCUAACUACCCAUUUCUCUCUCUAAAGUUGCCUCUGAUAUUUUCCUGAUCCAACGAUCAAAAACGAACCAAAACCUCAUCUUUGUCUUUCCCGUCAGACCCAUCACUCUGUUCUUCUUCAAUGGCGCAACGAUCACACGUACCAGCUUUUGGAAAUUGGGAAAACGAAGGGAAUGUUCCAUACACAGUGUUCUUCGACAAGGCCAGAAAGGGCAGAGGCGGCGGACCAAUCAGAAACCCAAACGAUCCUGAGGAAUAUCCAGAGAUGUUCGCCGACAACUCCCAUGAAGCUCCUCCGGUUAAACCCACCAUUCCGGCACCAAAACCCACCACCCACGAGAAGAAACAGAGCCGCGAAGACGACGGCUUUCACCCCUACGCCAACUCCCCUGGCCACCGUGAAAAUCCCAGCCGAAAACAGAGUGGCUCAGAGUAUAGCAUCGACCGCUCUCCUCUCCACCGCCACGCAAAGCCAUCGGGAAGAGAGAGCCCUGUGGUGGAGGGCAAGGGCUUCGACGGCGGCCAUGGCAACCGUGGGAAGACCAGAAUGAAGCCGGAUGCUCCGGAAGGGACGGCGGUGCCGAAGUUUGGAUCGUGGGAUGUGAACAAUCCGGCGUCGGCCGACGGUUUCACCCACAUUUUUGGUAAAGUCAGGGAGGAGAAGAUGGGGCCGGGAACCCCGCCGCCGCCGCAUUCUUCUUCGCCGUACAACAACGUUCAUAACCGAAGACCCGACGACAGCGCCAAGGGAGGGUGCUUCCCAUGUCUAAGAAGAAAAUAAGUUUCUUGGCGUUGUUCUUAUUAUCCUCUAUUUUAAUUAUUAUUAUUCAAUUUAUUUUGGAAGAAAUACUUAUUUACUUCUAAAAUUACUUUUUGUUAAAAAAAAAAAAUCGUGUAAUUCUCUUUAUGUCUUGCCAUAGUUACAGUCCCGGGUAAUUUUCUUAUUUGGAAGCAAUAUAAAUAUGCUUUUAGGAUAAACCGAAAGCAUUCUAAAGCGACUUACGAGAAUGUACGAAGAGUUGUUUGCUUCUCGAUUUGUGACGAAGUAAAAUUUUAUGGUUCAUUUGUAAA